Molecule: messenger RNA, 2813 nt
Organism: Exophiala viscosa
Lineage: Eukaryota; Fungi; Ascomycota; Eurotiomycetes; Chaetothyriales; Herpotrichiellaceae
Product: N-acetyltransferase B complex non catalytic subunit-domain-containing protein
Exons: 6
Coding region: 37-2736 (899 amino acids)
Biological process (GO): N-terminal peptidyl-methionine acetylation
Cellular component (GO): NatB complex; cytoplasm
Source: RefSeq, a predicted model, not a curated record
CUUCGAGCAUUGGGUCAUACGGUCCUAUUGACGAACAUGUCCGAUCCGAGCGUCACUGAACGCCGGAUCCGUCCAAUUCAAGAUGCGGUCGCAACUGCGAAUUGGAAGCAGGCGCUCCAGCUUUGCGACAAAUGGUCCAAGAAAGGCGAAAAAUCCGAUCGAUUCCUGGCCUUGAAAGCGUUCGUCCAAGUCAACCAUCCCGAGAAGGCUCAGCAUGACCGAGGCCACACGGAGGUCCUUGACCUCUGUAAACGGAACCCUCCCAUCACCGACCCUGACGCCAUAUACCAGAUGCAAGAUGCACUCAAGAGUCUGUCAUUGCGGGAAGUGGAAGGACCCAAGCUCUGGGAACGAGCAGUCACUGUGAAGCAGAACGACAAGGACCUGUACAUCAGGUGGCUAAACCAGGCUAUUGCCGACAAUAACUGGCUCAGCGCCCAAAAGGCCACCAUGGGGUUACGAAAGUCAUUCCCAAAGGAUCGCAAUUACGAGUUCUGGAACAUCAUGAUGUGCUAUCUGAUACACAUGCAAGAAGGACUUCCCGAGAAGGACAGAACCUUGUUUGGCACAUUAGCAUACCGCAUGAUAUCCAAGUCUGCCGAGACGAUUCCUGCUGGUCAGGACGAGCUACUUGCGCCUGGCAAGGCUAUCUCAACGCCUGAAGAGGUAGCGCUUCUUGUCCAAGUUUUGAAUUCGACAGGUCAUCCGGAAGAGUCCGUCAAGCUUUUGCAAGGGACUUUGCUGAAUAUGGAGUCUCGCGUGGGCAGACAAGAUCCGCAGCUGAUAGUAUCCUUGCUGCUCCAGUCAUUUUAUGCGUCGAAACAGUGGGAUGAAGCAUUCACGGCAUGCCAGACACUCCUGUCCAGGUUCCAAGCGGACGACCAAAUAUGGAAGCUCUGGCUAAAAGCACAGUCCGAGUCUCGUGCUGACAGCAAGCGAGAGCAAGCACAAGCACUGUUGAAUUCCGUGUGCAGUGUGAAGCCAACCAUAAGGGCGGCGCAAAUGGCCAAGAUGAACUGGCUACAUACACAAGGCGACAGCUCGUCUGACGCGCUGCUACAGACUUGCGAGGACUAUGCUUCGGCAUUCUCAAAUAAAGCAUUCUGUUACGAUGACCUGAAAGCCUCAUUACGCCAGCUCGACAAGGAUCGCCUUGAUAAAUUUACGAAAACCCAAUCCGAGGCCCCUGAGAGCUUUGGACAUCUUUUCAACCUCAAAAUGUCCUACGGCUUCACGCCUGCGGACAUGCCGACAGAGGAUUUCACGUCUUUUAUACUACAAGCAUUGGAAGUCUUUGAGAAAUCGACCUCCACCACAUCUCCCUGUCCUGAGGCAGCCAUUCUUGCGAUCCUGGCGAUUCUCAGACUCUCACCUACUAAAGACUCACCACAAAACACCUUGUUCGCCGUAAUAUUACUUCAAAUUGCCCGAGCAAAAUUCGAAGACUACUACCUAUUUUCCAUCUUUUUGAUCCUGCUGCAAGCCAACCUUGGUCUGCUGUCUCUAGCCAUGCAAACAUUCACCCGGCUCAGCGUUAAGAACAUGCAGUACGAAACAGUGGCACACUUGAUACUGACACGAAUAUCUUCACUGCAUCCUGCUGCUACCAGCGGCAACGGCAACAGCAGUCUCGCAUUCGAACCAUCCAGCGCCAUUGACACAGGCCUCACGAUCAUAGAAAACGCAGAUACAGCACUCGUCCGCGGCAUCCGUGAAGGUCUGCGAUUCAACAGCUACUCAAAUAUAUACAACAGUGUGAAAAUGCGGUCAGACAUUGAGCGCAGCAUGAAUAGGCAGAUACUUGCCAUCGAAGAGCGCAAGCUCGCCAGACUGCUCGGGGUCUCUGAGGAGACGGUGCUCCCUGUAGCCCUAUCGCCGCUCGUUGACAAGCGAGAUUACACUUACCUGCCGGCUUACCGUGAGGAUGAUGCGGAAUUGGUUGCUCAGUAUCGUUGUGGCCCGCUGCCCAAAGAGAAGUGGAUCAAUGCUAUGGCUCUGUUCGACAAUGUGGCGACAUACUUGAAAGCCGAGUUCACGGGCCAGCCUGUGUUGUCUGCCAAAGCGUAUGAGAACCUGCUUGAGUUGCAGAACAGGGUCGACGCUACUGACUUUUUUGACGGUCUCGAGGCGGAGUUGACAAAGGCUGAACUCGGCACCUUCGAAUGUCACAAAGCUCUCGCACAGGUGACACUCUUGCUCAAGGAUGGAAACUCUGAAAAUAUCAGUGCCUCGCUGGACAAGAUCAAAACUUGGGCGUCGACAAGUCUCGACGACCACAAGACACGCACGUCAGGCUCAAUUGUAGUCGGGGACGUCCGCAUGCCAACCUGGGACGAUUUACAUACCAGUCUAUCACAGCUCGAGACACUACAAGUCGUCGCAACGUUGUUGGGCAUUUUGAGCAAGAAGAGCUCCGGCAAGUCGUCCAAAACCAAGACUUCGGCGGCGACGGUAGACAAGCAAGUCCUGUCGGAGUUGCAAGAUCUGGUCGUGGCGCUGGAGACGCAAAUCCACGACGACGCCCGCGUGCUCAAGGCUGAAGUCAACGCGCCGGGCGUGCUGGGAAAACUGGUGGAUUGGGGCUUCGGGCGCGAAGAGCCAUUCACAAAGCUCGAGGGCGUGCUGGAAAAAUUGUGCGAUGGUGUGACUAUGGAGACUAUUUGUGGAGGCCUGAAGGAGAGUUGGGAGGAUGCGUUGGAUGGGGUGUUGGCUAUCAAGGUCAAGGUGUAUAAGUAGCGGCACUCUUUACUCCGUUCUGGCAUCUUUUAAGGGGAAUAUCCAUAGCGAGGCGAGACUGGUAGAUAGAGGUUGAU